AUGCUGGUGCAACGUCUAUCCAGUAUUCUGCACUUUAGGGAAGAUGCACUACGCUUGUUCAUAUGCAUAUUAGCCGGAUAUCCACUAGCCUACCUACAUCGCACAGUUAUUUAUAAGAAACCACCACAGGAGCAACACAUAUUCUUCGUAGCUGUCGGUGUUGCAUUACAUUUCUUUAAUACUGGUGAGGGAUUUCCUCAAAGAUAUGACGUUGUCCACACUUUUGUAGCAAUUUUACUCGCAUAUUUAAUAACGAAUUUUAUGGCCGGCACUCGUGAAUCGAUAGUGGCGGCACAUGUAUCGUUCUUGGGUUAUCUUCUCGUGGCUUACUGGUACACAGAAUCAGCCGAUUAUGACAUCAACUGGACAACGCCAUUCUGUGUCUUAGUGUUGCGAUUAACUGGACUAGUGAUGAACGUUUACGAUGGAGUUCACUACGUGAGUGCCUCUCUUUGCAAUGACUGA
Cooperia oncophora is the source of this 465-nucleotide messenger RNA. The record is from the annotation of a GenBank genome assembly. Lineage: Eukaryota; Metazoa; Nematoda; Chromadorea; Rhabditida; Trichostrongylidae.